GAACAAACGGGAUAUUCAGCAGUCGCCUGUGGCUGCCAGAGUAACUCCUCUGGGGAAAUUAAGCGUCAAGUCAGCCAGCACCGUAAUCGCCUUUAAAAAGCGCCCCCACCCGCCUGUCGCGCACACCCGGAUACCUGGGCUGCCCCGCGGCUGCGUGCGUGCGUGCGUGUGUGACAGAGAGAGAGAGAGGGCGGGGAAGCGAGCCGGGGCGUGUGCGGCGUGCGAGCCAGUGUUUCUGCCAGUGUGUGCCGGAGGGUGAGCUUGGGGGGGUGCGACCCGGUGUGUGUACCGGCGGGCGCGCCGGGGUGGGAGCGAGCCGCGUGCGUCUACACCGGCCAUGAGGGGCGCGGGCGCCUGGGCCGCGCUCUGCCUGCUGCUGGCCGCGGCCGCGCAGCUCUCGCGGCAGCAGCCCCCGGAGAGACCUGUUUUCACAUGUGGCGGCAUUCUUACUGGAGAGUCUGGAUUUAUUGGCAGUGAAGGUUUCCCUGGAGUGUACCCUCCAAAUAGCAAAUGUACUUGGAAAAUCACAGUUCCCGAGGGCAAAGUGGUAGUUCUGAAUUUCCGAUUCAUAGAUCUCGAGAGUGACAACCUGUGCCGUUAUGACUUUGUGGAUGUGUACAGUGGUCAUACCAAUGGCCAGCGUAUCGGGCGCUUCUGUGGCACGUUCCGGCCUGGAGCCCUUGUGUCCAGUGGUAACAAGAUGAUGGUGCAGAUGAUUUCUGAUGCCAACACAGCUGGGAAUGGCUUCAUGGCCAUGUUCUCUGCUGCUGAACCAAAUGAAAGAGGAGAUCAGUAUUGUGGAGGACGCCUAGAAAGACCUUCUGGCUCUUUUCAAACCCCCAACUGGCCAGACCGAGAUUACCCUGCAGGAGUCACUUGUGUGUGGCACAUUGUAGCCCCAAAGAAUCAGCUUAUAGAAUUGAAAUUUGAGAAGUUUGAUGUUGAGCGUGAUAACUAUUGCCGUUACGAUUUUGUGGCUGUGUUCAAUGGUGGAGAAGUCAAUGACGCUAAAAGAAUCGGCAAGUAUUGUGGCGAUAGUCCACCUGCGCCAAUUGUAUCUGAGAGAAAUGAACUUCUCGUUCAGUUUUUAUCAGACUUAAGUUUAACUGCAGAUGGGUUUAUUGGUCACUACAAAUUCAGGCCAAAAAAAUUGCCUACAACUUCAGCACCACCUGUUACCACCACAUUCCCUGUAACCACAGGUUUAAAACCCACAGUGGCCCUGUGUCAACAAAAGUGUAGACGGACGGGGACUCUGGAGAGCAAUUAUUGUUCAAGUAACUUUGUAUUGGCCGGCACCGUGAUCACAGCUGUCACCCGAGGUGGAAGCUUGCAUGCCACCGUCUCCAUCAUCAACAUCUACAAAGAGGGAAAUCUGGCAAUUCAGCAGGCUGGCAAGAACAUGAGUGCCAAGGUCAUUGUGGUCUGCAAGCAGUGCCCUCUCCUCAGGAGAGGUCUAAAUUACAUUAUUAUGGGCCAGGUGGGUGAAGACGGGCGAGGCAAAAUCAUGCCAAACAGCUUUAUCAUGAUGUUCAAGACCAAGAAUCAGAAGCUCUUGGAUGCCUUGAAAGACAAGCAAUGUUAAUAGUGAACUGUGUCAAUUUAAGUUGCAUUCUGCCAUUGCCUUUGAAAGAUCUAUAUUUUUCUCUGUAGAAAAAAAAAUCUUAUAUUAAAUAUUGAGCAUUCAGAAAGAUUUACUCUUCACAUGAUGUAGGUAUGAGACCUCCAAUAUCGCUGGUGGAAGUUCUGUGUCUGCACCGAGAGGAACAGAUGCGUGAUUGAAAACCUGCAGACUUAGUGCGGCGACAGGGAACUGAAUGUAUCAAGCGUUCUCAGUGUGGAAGCAGUUUAUUUAUACAUCUCUGUAAAAGGGUAUUUUAGGAAUCAGUUGUGUGAAGAUGUAAAAAAGAUUUUAUAAGUGCAAUAUUUAUAGUGAUAUUUGUUUUACCUUUAAGCAUUUGCUCUGAGGUGUUAUAUUCUUCUCUUGCAUUUUUUUAAGUCAGUGCUUAAUAAAAUAUUUUUAAAUGAUUACAUAGCAGCCA
Messenger RNA from Odobenus rosmarus divergens (Pacific walrus), 2042 nucleotides. RefSeq names its product procollagen C-endopeptidase enhancer 2 (gene PCOLCE2). Gene Ontology annotation, molecular function: protein binding. Lineage: Eukaryota; Metazoa; Chordata; Mammalia; Carnivora; Odobenidae. Bases 338 to 1585 code for a protein of 415 amino acids. The transcript is spliced from 9 exons. The record is from RefSeq and is a predicted model, not a curated record.